UCUUCUAAGUGAUAGUUCAUUUAGCAUGCCAUCAUCCUCUGUAUAGUUUUUGGCUUCUGUGAAUAAGCAUCCAGCUCAUGAGAUGAUUAAAUUCACGGUAAGUUUUUAAAUCAGUAUGCUGGGUUCUAUUAGAGUCAAUUUUUUAUGUUCUACGUUGCAACUAUUUUCCCAGAUAAUUCAGAGUCUAAAUUUUUGGGUGCGUAAAGCAUGUGAAAUCGAGACCAAUGCAGUUUCAAUUGAAAGAGUUUGUGAAUACGCAAAAAUGGAUAAAGAGCAACCAUGGAUAAUGUCAAAAAGACCACCAGUGGGAUGGCCCGAUAGAGGAAUAAUAGAGUUUGUUAACUACAAGGCUCAGUACAGGAAGGAUCUUGGUUUAGCCCUGAAUGAUGUCUCUUUUCAGACACAGAGUAAAGAGAAGGUUGGAAUUGUUGGAAGAACAGGAGCUGGUAAAUCAACACUCACAAAUUGCUUGUUUAGAGUUCUAGAGGGAUCUGAAGGCAAGAUAAUUAUUGAUGGAAUUGAUAUAUCAACUAUUGGACUCCAUGACCUACGUGGAAAUCUUAACAUUAUUCCACAGGAUCCUGUCUUGUUUUCUGGGACAGUGCAGUCAAACUUGGAUCCACUUGGGAAACACUCUGAUCUUGAACUGUGGGAGGUACUGGAACUGUGUGACUUAAAGGAUUUUGUCCAGUCUCUCCCAAAGAAGCUCCUUCAUGAAAUUUCAGAAGGUGGUGAAAAUCUCAGUGUUGGGCAGAGACAGUUGGUCUGCCUGGCCCGUGUCUUGCUACGAAAGACAAAAAUCCUGGUCCUAGAUGAGGCAACAGCUUCUGUUGACAUGGAAACAGAUAACUUGGUGCAGUCCACCAUCAAAAGAGAGUUUUACAACUGCACAAUAUUGACUAUAGCCCACAGGUUACAUACAGUCAUGGAUUCAGACAGAGUGCUUGUUCUGGACGCAGGAAGGAUUCUAGAAUACGAUACACCACAUAAUUUAUUACAAGGAAAAGGUGCCUUUUCUAAAAUGGUUGCAGAGGCUGGAAUAAGAAGAUGACAGGGAAAACUAAUGAAUGAAUUCUUAAUGAAGACAAGAAUUCCUUACUCCAGUAAACACUGGAGGGAUAUUUGGCAUACCACAUAUGUAUGGAAUAUUUUAUAUUCCAUAUAAAACAACUAGCUUACUCAAAAACUCCUCUCAGCAUUGCUGUUUACUAAACUACAAUCUGUAUGCGUUGAUCAGGUUUCUUAAAAUAACUUUCUGAUUUUAUACAAAUCUUAAAAUUUUGAUCAUAUUGGCAUGGGAACAACAUAGUGAAGCAAUAAUUUUCAUGGCAUAUUUUAACUGUUGCACUGGUAAAGACUGAAAAAUAAAUCUUGCUCUUCUCA
Calidris pugnax (ruff) is the source of this 1383-nucleotide messenger RNA. Its product is annotated as canalicular multispecific organic anion transporter 1-like. Gene Ontology annotation, molecular function: ATPase-coupled transmembrane transporter activity; ATP binding; ATP hydrolysis activity. The record is from RefSeq and is a predicted model, not a curated record. Bases 116 to 1051 code for a protein of 311 amino acids. The transcript has 6 exons. Gene Ontology annotation, cellular component: membrane. Gene Ontology annotation, biological process: transmembrane transport. Lineage: Eukaryota; Metazoa; Chordata; Aves; Charadriiformes; Scolopacidae.